This is a messenger RNA of Leguminivora glycinivorella, 2746 nucleotides long. RefSeq lists its product as uncharacterized. The coding region runs from base 367 to 1200 and encodes 277 amino acids. The record is from RefSeq and is a predicted model, not a curated record. The transcript is spliced from 5 exons. NCBI's taxonomy places the organism in Eukaryota, Metazoa, Arthropoda, Insecta, Lepidoptera, Tortricidae.
ACUAAACAAAGUAAACAAACGUCAUUUCAAAAAAUAAACUCAUUUGAAUAAAAUCGCAUGCAAUCAGAUAAUUUUAUUAAAAAUGAAGCUAAUAUUGUUAAUAACAAUUUGUAUAUAUUGUUACCCUCUUGAAAGUGCACAACAAGAGGGACCGGACCCGUGGCACAACAAAAAUGACGCAAUACUUCCACAACGGGAGAAUAUUGAUGUUACACCUGAUCUGAGGAUGUCUUUGCCACAGGUUAGGACUACGGAAUCUGCAAGUACUGGGAUGAGAGACUGGUUUUUUAAACGAAUGCUAGCCAUUAUAUUAAAAGGAGGACAAUAUAAAAAAAACGAAGACAACUCAGUGAUGUUUCAGUUCAAAUGCGGUUUGAUGAGAGCCAAUGGGUCACUUUAAAUGAUUACCUCAACCCUAGUGUAUCUCUAUCAGAAGAAAUAUUCCGUCGCUCAGUGGGAUAUGUUGAAAAUGCCAUUUACAAGCCUAGUGUUUCGGAAAGAAUAGUUAUGGCUUGGAAUGAUUAUAUCCAAUUUUAUUUGGUGGAAUAUAAGAUGGAAAUCACAACGGCAUUGGGAAUACUAGCAGCUGCUGGUGCAAUGAUGUGGUUGUGGAAUCAUAUGUCCCAUAGACACUUCAAGAUUAUUGUUUUUAUUGCACUAUAUUUAUAUGAAGUAUUUGUUUCUUAUAAGGAGGCAGAGCAACAUGAAUUUGACCGCUACAUGUCAGCAAUCAAUAAAUGCAAAUGGUAUUUCUGGUCGUCCACAUGUGAUGUGCCACCUCCAGACCCUAUCAAGUUCUUAAAAUAUAUGAACCCGUUGAAAAUUGGUGUGAGGAUGUUUACUACUAUUAUAUCUGAGCCCAUGAUCACUAUAAGUGCUACAGUGCAGACUAUAAUACAUGGGAUAACAGGUGGCAUGUGGUUUCCCCUGAAUGUGAUAAUGACAGGUUUCUUAACUGUUGCUUUUACUGUUAUAUUAAUUGUACUUCUUGUAAUGAUAGUUUUUACCUAUAUACUUAACAUUCCUUUUAAUCUUAGUUUCCUAUGUGGUUUAUUUAGCAUUGGUGUGAAUGAAAGACGUGGUAGGAGUAAAAUGAGUAAUGUAAGCAGUAAUCAUUCACCCAGCAUAGAUGGUGGUGGAGACCGAAUAAGCGGAGCCACUCUAGAUAGGAUUAGAUGUAUGUACGAAAGCACUUACUAGUGCACAAGUUAAUAAUUCAAGUUCUCAAAUCCCUAAAACUCAACCUACAAGACCUCUACAUGUCACAAAUGGAUCCGCACCAGCAACUUCUUUAAAGAGGUCUUCUAGUACUGGACGAUUGCAAGAUUAUAAAUCUAACAAUCAUGAUUUUGAACUGUCUACAAUGGACUCUGGAGUUAGAAAAAGAAAUCAAGGGAUGACAAGAUUAAAUGAUGGGGGUGGUGAUGCCUUUUAAAGUGCAUGAACCGAAUUGUAGAACUAAAAGUUUUGUGGGUAUCGAGGUACCAUUGCACAGGGCCAUAAUGAGAGAUUAGGAAAUAGUGGGAUAUAAGUCAAAUCAGACCAACUAGGAACAUUGUUUCUUCCUUCCACGAAUGCAGAACCAGAUUUGGGGGUGGAGGGAAGGGAGGCCAGGCCCCAUUCAUCAAAUUCGAACUUAGCCACGUCCAAGGGGCGCCAAAAUCGUUAUUUUGAACUGAUCUGGCGCUGGACCAAUGCAGGUACUUUUAUUAUUACCGUUUUAGCUAUGGGCCUGUCUUGUAGAAUAAGAUAGAUGUACAUUAUAAUUUAAAAAAUAUGUUCGACUAACUCUGUGAUAUUUUUUAAUGAAUAUGAAUAGUUAUUUAUGUUGGCUUUUUACCAGUGAUAAUUAUGUAAAUAAUAAUGACUAGGUUUUAUUAAUGAAAUUUUUAGUGUAAGAUGUUCGUUUUUGCAUUUGUAUUUUAUAUUUUUUCACAAAAUUAAGUUUAUUAAAAAAAUAGGCUGGCUUCCAACUUCCAACGACAUGUUACCUACCUAUGUUUAGUUCAUCAUCAUUUUCUUAAAGGUGCGCUAAGAUCUAUUGAAAACGUCGCUCGUGCGUUUGUAUAGUUCUUAUAGUUUAUUUAAAUAUGCGAUUUGUGCCUUAUUCGAUAUUCGUGCAUAUUUCGGGCACGCGGGGUGGCGUAGUGUUGUGCCACUUGUGCCAUUUGUGCCGUUCCCGGGAAAAUUCCCUAAGUGGGAAAUGUUUUUGUACCGUUCUCGGGAAAAAUUCCCUGACUGAUCUUUUUUUUUUUUGCUUGGGGGAUGGCGUCUAGAAGGGUAAUCGUAUAGUGUGAAUGAGAGGCAGGCAUGACGCAGGAGCAGCUAGCAAUACGUAAAUACGGAAUCGACUACACUGCGUAAUAAGCAACGCAUUCGGUAGACUUAGAUGCACCAUAGAAUUUAUAAUCCAACGUUGUCAAUUUCCAAACAGAUUAAAAUUAAGACAAUUUUUUGCAGCAUUUGUAUUUGUAUUUCUUUAUUUGCUGAAUAUGGGUUUACAUAGAUGUACAAUAAAAUAUAGUUCAACCAUACCCUGCUUGGAAUAGCAUGCAAAUUUAAAGUAGGUCAUUUCAUUUCUGAUAAUUUCAGAAGACACUUAUAACUUUACCAUCAAAAUAUCAAUUCGUUUUUUAUUUAGACACUUUAUUAAUAUCUAAACGAAUGAUGUAACUCGCUGAUUUCUUGUUUUUAAUGAUAGGUAUUUUUUCAAAACAUUUAUACUGUAAUAAAGUCCUAGUCAAUA